AGCCCGGAGCAUACCGAGGCCGCCCCGCCUGUGGCCCGCGAGGAUUCCGCUGAGCCGAACGCCGAGGAGCCCCCGGCGGAUGUCGCCCCCUACCUCGCCGCCGCGGGCCGGGCGCCGGCCUCCCCGUCGGGCGAGUCCGCCAAGAGCUCCUCAACGGGGCGCAGCGUUGAUGCCCCGUCGGUGACCGCGGUCGGCGACGGUGGCCCCCGGUUGCUCAUGCUGCCGCAGACGCGCAACCGCCUCGUGCGCGAGCUCAGCUACAUCAACGAGAACAUCUUGGGCCCGCCGGCUCGCGGCUGCCAGGCGAACGCCGCUGGCACCGUGGUCAAGACGGCGAGGGGCAUGCUGAGGCAGGCGCCCGCGUCGACGCGGGCGUGGUGGCGCGCGUGCACGCAGGGGAGUGCCUCCGACGCAGGCUCGGCGGCGCCGAAACCCAGCCCGAAGACGUCCAUGCCCGCGUUGCGGUUGGCGAAGUCUCGCUGGAAGGCGUCGUCUGCUCGCGGCCGCAGCACUUCCAGCCCUUCCGACAUCGAUGCCUUCGACGAGAUCCUCACAGAGUUCGCUGUCCCCCGCGCGACGCUGACCCCGGAGAUGGCCGAUUCGGCGCGCGGGGCCGCGCUCUCUGGAGGCGUGGAUGCGACGCUCGAGCAGGCCCCGGUCGAGUCCAUCGUGAAUCCGAACGGGGGGGAGGUGGCCGCGUCGACGCUCGGGGGCGCGUCCGCCGGAGGCAUGGGCGCGGCGCCCCACCUGGGCUUGUUGGACUUCGUCGAGGAGCCGAACCAGGACUUGGCGGCGCCCGUGCCCGGGGGCGCGCCCCCAGGAGGCGAGGUCGCGACCGCGGGGGGCGAGGGUGGCUCGCCCGGGCCAUCCCCGGCAAAUAUUUUCAACGAGCUGAACAUGAGGAUGGCCGAGUCGGCACUCGAGGGCAUGUCCGCAGGGGGGGGCGAGGAGACAGAGCCCGACCAAUUCCUGGCGGAGUUCGUCGAGGAACAGGGUGACCUUUUCGUGCGCUGCCGGAUGGGCAUCUUCAGCCUGGACGAGAUCAUCCAGCAGGCCGGGGCCCUGGAGAAGCGCUAUGGGGCAAUUGCCUGGCGCCUGAUGUACCUGCUCAGGACGAUGCCCGACAUCAUCAGCGAGAGCAUCCCGUUCGAAUGGAGGAGCGCCCCCUGGCGAUCGGUCGGCGGCAGCGGCACGCCGCUCGGCGAGAUGAAUCACGCCUCGACUCUCCUGUACCAGCGCGUCUUGAAGGAGCGGCUUGAGUGCGACGGGGGCCGCGGCUUGGCCCUGGACGCAGAAGCCCGGAGGAGGAACGAUUUCCCCGAGGCGCUGCCCGACAACGACAAUGCCACGCCUGACUUCGACGCGCCGCCGCCGCAGGAGGGGCGCGAGCCGGCGGCCCCGGAGGCGCAGGUGCACACGACGGGCCGCUGCUAUCGGCAUCGGGGUCUGGGCGAUGCAGACAAGCUGCCCCCCUCCUUCCAGCUCAAGGCGAGCUUCGACCACCUCGAACGCCCGCGCGCUCAGUGCGCGUUCACCGCGGCGCAGGUGGAGCUGUAUCACUUGUCCAGACGCAUGACUUGCGAUCAGUUCCUGCGGGAGAAGGACAUGCUGGAGCGGAUGGCCGGCGGGAGGGCCGCGUUGCUGGCAUGGUUGAUCUGGGAGGAGGGCAAUUGGAGGUCCGACUUCGGUGCCCGGGCGGAACGUUUCCUGGCCGCGGUUCAAAUGAUGUGCAGCACCGGCGAGCUGGAUGAGGAUGACAGGCCCGCGACUCCGGACCCCAUGCUGCCGAACGUCAGCAAGCGGGAGUGGGGGCGCAGCGCGCAGCGAUGGCGCGAUGCCAUGGCGCGAGUCGUGGACGCAGCGCCGGUGGACGCAGCGACGCUCGCAGCAGCAGAGAGGCCUGGAGUUUGGCUGGAGGGAUCGGCCCCGGCCUUGCGUGGUGCCCGCGUGCUCUCCCAGGACGGCAAUUGCAUAGUGCUAUCGUACGCCGUGCUGUCGGGCGACUUCCGCGGCGCCAUCGACUACUGCCGACGGUUUCCCGUGCGCCGUGGCUCGACGCGUCGCUACGCCGACGUGGCCGCCCAUUUCGGCUUAUCCUUGGGAUUUGCAGGAUUGGAGACCGCGCGGCAAGGGCAGCAUGCGCUCCGCCCCAGGUCGUACUUCUUCCACCACCGAAGGCAUUGUCGCCCAGUGGCUGUCCUGCCCGAUACCGACAUGGCUUGCGUCUGGAGGGGCUACAGCAGGCACUUCGUGAAGAUUGCGCACUUAGCGCGUCGCGUGGAGCUGGUCUGCGGGCAGCUCUUGUUCAUUGAUGGUGGCUGGCGUUUUCCACUCUGCGCAGGUCUGAGAGCCGGCGGUGGAUCUGACUGCGAGAGCGAGCCGGGUCCAGUGGGCGACGAGGCGAGGGAGGCGGAGGCGCCCGCCGUUGCACUGACGCAAGAGCUGAUCAGGAUUCUCCCUUCGAACUUGGCGGGCGACUCCCCCGGCCAGGCCUGCGAAAGCGCGGCCGCCGCGAGGGAGGGGGCGGCGUUUGCCGCGGCUCCGAGCGCGCCCGCCGCCCCCCCCAGCGGUCGCCCCAGCCAAGCUGGCGCAAGCGCGGCCGACGCAGAGGAGGCGGCGUCUGCCGCGGGCCCGAGCGUGCCACCCCCUCUCCCCGACGACGACCUGGCAAACGCUUUCGAGAAGCCCGGGGAGAAGCCGCCCGCGCAUAGCCUGACGAAACAUCUCGACGAGCACCUCGGGAGACACGUCGGCGCGGCGAAGUGCGAGGUCAUUCUCAAGUACCUGGUGGACCUUGAUUGGAGCGUGGACAACGGCAUGCUCCUCCAGGCAGAAUGCGUGUACCUCUAUUUCGAGUCUAAGGAACGCAGCCUCUUGUACCACGUCAGCCACGGCGCCUGGUUCACGUGGGACGAGCAGGGCUGGACGCUGAAAGACGGCACGAAAAGCGUUAUGGAGUUCAUGCAGACGGGGUUCUUGAAGGAGCACAUCCGCACAGCGUUCCUGGAGAAGCUCGUCGCGGCGGUGGAGGGCAAGGGCACCGUUAAGGCGUUAAUGGACCAGUGCGCCAUCUUCUUCAAGUUGGACCCCGUGUUCGACACGAGCCCAGAUAUCUUUCAGUGCCGCAACUGCGUGCUCGAUCUGGCGAAGAACUGUUUCAAGGAGUCUCGCCCGUCGGACAUGACCAACAGAAGUUCGUCCGUGUCGAUUCCGAAGGCAUGGUUGGAGGAUCCGUCCCAGGUCUUGCCGCAGUCGAUCGAGCAGAGAACCCUGGUCUGGAACUCGCUCUGGAGCAUCUGGCAGAGGGGCGAAGGCGGUUUCCACCCGGGUGACCAUUAUGACGAGCUGGGGGACUGCGACCACGAGAACUUCGACUUCUUCAUAUCCCUCGUGGCGCGGCUGCUGGAAGGCCGCCCGCUCCAGAAGGUGGUCACGCCGUUCUCCGAGCGCGGGCGGAACGGCAAGGGGCUGUUGGAGAAGAUGCCGGAGAGCGUGUUCGGAAGCUAUUGCGCCCCCGUCAAGAACACGAUCUUCCUGGAAGAGCGGCGCACGGAGGAUGAGCACAACGCGAGCGCGUUGGACCGCCAGGGGGCGCGCAUCGCGGCCACGAACGAGCCGCCCGAGCAGCCGUGGAGCAAUUCAACCUUCAAGAACAAGGUCUCCCGCGACAAGGUGCCGUGCCGCGGUUGCAACAGCAAGGUCGUGGAGAAACACUCGCCCACUUUUACGUUCUUGUUUUCGACGAACGGCCCGGUGCGCUUUGCCGUCCCCCCGAAGAACUCGGAGAAGGACGGGGUCUUGGUGCUGAGAAUGCCGAACAAGUUCGUGGGCGAUGGCGAAAAGUUCACUUCGCCGAGGCAGUUCCGCAAGGAUCCCAAGAUCGAGGACCGGGCCAUGAGCGAGGACUUCGGGCUCGGGUUCCUGUUGAUCCUCGUGCAGCGCAGGCAGAAAGUGAAGGACCUUGACGAACUGGUGGAUCGGGGAACCAAGACCAGUCGCUUCUGGGUGGAGGUGGUUCAGCGCCGAGCAAAUGGUCGCAAAGUUCCCGAGUGGGAAAUCACAAAGGAGAAGUCUCAGGGCAAAAAGAACGAGCGAUUCUUGGAAGUGCAGAAAGUCAUCAGGAAUGCCGGAAGAGUCGGGGCGACGCUGAUGUGGGUGACUUCGUACGUGUCCCGAAAGAAGCAGUCCCAAAAGGCAGUGGAGCUGCUGCCGUUGGACGUGGCGCUGUACGACGCGGUCAUCUCCGACGCGGACGCCUUCGGGGCCAUGGGCUCGUGCGCGUACUCCCCCUUCCACGACUCUUUCGCGCAGAAGGAUGGGUGCCAGGCUUUCGACGCGACGCCCGCGUCCGCGCGCCCCCCGACGCCUGCCCACACCCUUGCGUACCGCGUGCCCUCUGUCGUCCACGUGGAGAGCCUGGCUGCCGAGGCCGCGAGGAUCGCGUCUGACCCCGGCGCCGAGCCGGGCGAUCGCGCCAUGUGCGCAUCGUGGAGGCGGCGCGCCUACGAGGAGGGGGGAGAGCUGAAGGUGGGCACGUCGUGCUUCCAGUGGCUCGACGAGGAGCACAGUCAGCUCGAGGACAUCGGUCGAGCAUGCGCCCCCGCACCGAGUUGCCAAGCUGCUCGUCGCUCGGCGCGCGCGUGCAGCUGGGGGAAUUUGCCGGUCGUGGAGUGGGACUUCACCGUGGCUGCUUACUCGCGUCUGCUGUGGGAGCUGCGCCAGGUCGCCCCGACGGAGGACGCGGGGGAGCGCUUCGUGCAGAUCGCGAGGUACGUGGCGUCGCCCGCCGUGUGGCGAGAGAAGAUCGCCGAGUACUGCGGCAUCAGCGUGGACGAGGCCAAGCAGUUGUUGAAUCGCUUGGUGCAUCCUCGAGGCAGGUGCCGCCCGGACGAAGAGUGGGAGCCGGGCGCCGGGGACAGGGGCUCCCACGUCUUGCCGUGCGCGCUGGAGCUUCGGCAUCAGCUGAGGGAAGCGAUCCCCCUGAUCGCAGCGAAGUCGCCGCGGUUUGAGCCCAUCGCGAACAUGGAGAAGGCGAAGAGCGCGGAGCACCCCGAUUCCACCGCCAUCGCUUUGUUCCUGCAGGACUCCGAGAACGCCGCGCUGGGAUUGCUGCUUGACUUCCAGAGCUACCACAAAAUUCAGCCCGUGUGCCUCUGCUUCGACGCUGUCUACUUCGUUCCGCCGCCGUACCUGCUGGUGGGCGACCGGUUGCGGCAGCUCGCGCAGACGGCGUCAGACACGAUGUUCGCCGCCGGCGGUGUCCGCAUCAAGUCGUCGCGCGCAUCCCGAGAGCAGUCCGCCCAGGACGACGCGUCGGCGAGCUUGGCGUUCUACCAGCACUCGCUAGUGCGCCGACAACUCGCGGCACCCAUGAGAGCAACGCGCACCGGCGUGCCGCCAGAGGAGCCGCCUGUGAAACGAGCGAGGUUCUUCGGCAAGCGGUCUCCGCGCGCCGCCAACGAGGCCGUGUACGCUCAGUGUUUGGCUGCUGGAAACAAUUGCAUGCCGUGGUCGCUCCUCGCCCUGUCCCAGCAUCUCGCGCGCUCUCAGAAGUUCCUUGAUUUUGCUUUCUCUUCUGGCCCCCACAGCUACGCAGACGCGGCCGACGCGGCGCGGGAGUUCCACUCGCUGGAUUUAAUGGACCACGUCGACCUGCAGUCCCUCGAGCCUGGCGGAUACAUCCUCCAUGCUCGCGGAGAUCCUGGCCACGGCGACCCGCUGGUGAUCUCCUCGGACGAGCCGCCCGUGGUUCUCCUGCGGGGCGCGGGCGGCGCCCCAGAACCCUGCGUCGUGGACCUGGCCGCGCAGCGCUGCGACGUCGCCUGGGCGUUCCGCGGCCCUGCGACCGACGGGCGCGACGUUCGCUCGGACGAGCGUCUCCGCGAGAUGGCUGGCGCCGAUGACGAGGGCGAGGUCCUGCUCCCCGCGGUUGACGACGAGGGCGAGGGCGGCCCGAGCGAGGGAGAAGACGACAAGAUGAAGGAAGGGGAGCGGGCGUUCUGGGAGUCGCUGAAGAGGGAGUGUCGGGAGUAUCUGGACCUGUUGGAGGGCCGGGUCGCGCUGGAUACCUGCGCGUGCAAGAAGUGCGCGUUCCGGGCGUUUGCGGAGAAAAGAAAAUUGGUGCACCACGUGAAGACCUAUCACACGGAGGAGAGGGGGUACUCGGCCUGCAGCAUGGACGCCCAGUUCAAGAUUGCCCGGGCGAUCUUCAAUCAGCGGAGAGUGUGUUCGAUUCUCCAUCCCGGGGCACUGCCCGACGACUUGCUGUCCUCGGCGGCCGCGCUCAUCCGCGAUUGGUGCCGGCCUCCCGAGCAGGUGCUCGGAGUGCUGAGGCGGUCCAACGAGCUUCAACUCGUCGCGGUGUGGACAGAGAGCGGGGCCGUGCUGAAAUUGAAGAGCCAGGCUGGGGAUGCCCGGCGCCUGGGCGCCAAGGUGUAUUACACGGCCGGUUUUCAGGACCUGAUCACGUCAAUCGUCCUGCGCCGCAAGUUCCACCUCGCGACCGUCCUGCAGGACCUCGUGGCGCUCUCGGCGCCGGACAACCGGGCGACGUUGCUGUUCGGGAGGACAGCGCUGUCAUGGCGAGUGCUGAAGCUGCACAAGAAGUUCCAGUGCCCCGCGCCGCCGGAGUGGGACAUUUACCACGGCGAGCGCAAACCCAUUCCCGAGUGGGACAAGGUUCGGCCAGGACGAGUGUUCACCGAUGCCCAGUGGGCGGCGUACAUCGAGAAGCCGUUCACCAGCGUGCGCGAAUACAUCGGGGCCCUCCGGCGCAUCGCGUUGAUGUACCCGAGCACUUUGACCCGCAAGGAUCUGAAGGGGGUGUCAGUGCUGGUGCACCUUCAGCGCGCGGGCUCGCACUUCUAUUACACGCAGAGCGUGUCCGUGUUCAGGCGCCUGCACCCGGACGUGCUGAAGAGCACGAUGCGGAACGAGGCCAUCCAUCGCCAGGUGAAGGACUGGGGGCGCUGCGUGUAUCAGUGCCACCAGGAGCGCAUCGUCCUCGGGGGCAAGAUUUUCGGCAUCUACAAGGCGCUCGCGCACUCCUGCAAGCAGGGCACAGUGGUUCUUCGCGAGGGGUGGAUCGCGCUGCUCGCGGGUGCCCUCUCCAAGGGAGUGACGCCCGCGUUUGCGAGCGGCGCUCCGGUCGCCAUCGCAGACCGCGCGCAGCUGCGCACGCCCAUAGUGGCCGCGUCCGAGGAGGGGGCCGCGCGCCGCGCAGACCUCCGCGCAUCCCAGCGGGAUCGCGCCGCUGCCCAGCGAGCCCUUGACGUGAGCCGCAAGGCCAAGCGGUCCCGCUGA
Prorocentrum cordatum is the source of this 7302-nucleotide messenger RNA. NCBI's taxonomy places the organism in Eukaryota, Dinophyceae, Prorocentrales, Prorocentraceae. The record is from the annotation of a GenBank genome assembly.